AUGGAAAAUGAGAUGGAAGAAAAGUUUGAAAAUUGGAGAGGGAGAGAGACCAUUCCUGACAAACAUGGUGGGAUUAGAGCUGCUUCUAUAAUUUGUGUUGUGGAGCUAAUGGAGGUCAUGGUGUCCAUAGCUAUUGGAAACAACAUGGUGUUAUAUCUCAUGGAAUCAAUGCAUUACUCGCCAGCCAACGCAGCAAACAUGAUUACCAAUUUCAUUGGAACGUGAACGUCGUAUUUGCUCACUCUCUUUGGUGGUUUCGUGGUUGACUCGUUCCUCACUCGCUCCACCACUUUCAUCAUCUUCUGUUCUAUUGAAAUCUUGGGUUUGAUUGUUUUGUCAUUCCAAGCUCAUAACCCUAACCUACAACCCGAAGGAGAUAAUACACCUUCGACUCUUCAAUCAACGGUUCUUUCCACGGGAGUUUACGCGAUCGCAUUUGGUACUGGUGGUACUAGGCCCUCGUUGCUUGCACAUGGAGGCGAUCAGUUUGACAGUAGACAUCAGAGACUGAUCUCAAAAUUCUUCAAUUGGUACUACUUCUCCAUCUGCUCUGGAUGGCUCAUGGCCGUUACCGUUAUGGCGUGGAUCAAAGAUAUUUUCGAUAUUUCAGUUGUGGUUCUAGCGAUCGCGCUAUGCAUUUUCUUAGCAGGAUUACCAUUUUACCGAUUAAAACGUCCUAGUGGAAGUCCGUUCACAAGAAUUGCAAAUGUGUUUGUUUCUGCCGCAAGAUAUCGAAAUAAUUCUGUUUUGGAUGUUGAGAUGAUGCAAAGUCUUACAUCUACCGACAACAACAUUGAUCACCACAACAAGUUAAAGUGUUUAGAUCAAGCAUUGCUGAACAAAAACAUCUCAACAACACAAGUUGAAGAAACAAGAACAUUUCUUGGUCUCUUACCAAUCUUUUUGAGCAAUAUUGUCAUGAAUACUUGUGUGGCACAGUUACUGACCUUCACAGUACAACAAGGCAUGACCAUGAAUAGAAAAAUAACUCCUUCAUUCGAGAUACCCGUACCUUCACUAAACGUCAUCCUCGCUUGAGACGCUUCCAUACCCUUAUACGAACUCUUGGGAAAAAGUGCCAACAGAACAUCAAGCUUUGCUUUGAAACGCAUUGGACUCGGCCUAACACUCUCAUCUAUUUCAAUGGCGGUUGCAGCCAUCGUCGAGGCCAAUAGGAAACAUGAAGCGGUUCAAAACAACUUCAUAAUAUCUGUUUUCUGGCUAUUGUUUCAGUACAUCAUGCUAAGUUUCUCGGAUAUAUCAACACUGGGAGGGAUGCAAGAGUUUUUCUACAGAGAAGCUCCAACGAGCAUGAAGAGUAUGAGCGUAGCGUUAGGGUGGUGUUCCAUCGCAAUAGGUUUCUUCUUUAGUUCAUUUCUUGUGGAGAUCACAAACGCAGUCACGGGAAAGCUUGGACAUCAAUGGUUGGGUGGAGAAGAUCUCAACAAAUCCAAAGUUGAUAUGUUUUAUGUGCUUCUAUGUGUUCUUAACACUCUUAAUCUUCUCAACUAUAUUUUUUGGGCUAAAAAAUAUUGA
Capsella rubella is the source of this 1536-nucleotide messenger RNA. RefSeq names its product protein NRT1/ PTR FAMILY 4.2. Gene Ontology annotation, cellular component: membrane. The transcript has 4 exons. NCBI's taxonomy places the organism in Eukaryota, Viridiplantae, Streptophyta, Magnoliopsida, Brassicales, Brassicaceae. Gene Ontology annotation, molecular function: transmembrane transporter activity. The record is from RefSeq and is a predicted model, not a curated record. Gene Ontology annotation, biological process: transmembrane transport.